Molecule: messenger RNA, 1367 nt
Organism: Dermatophagoides farinae (American house dust mite)
Lineage: Eukaryota; Metazoa; Arthropoda; Arachnida; Sarcoptiformes; Pyroglyphidae
Source: RefSeq, a predicted model, not a curated record
UUUUUUCGGUCUGGUGACACAUCCAUCUUCACUCACUUCUCACCACCAUGUUUUCUCUUGUGGUAACCUAACCUAACCAGAAAAAAAUGGAAAGGUAAAGAGAAAAGAAGUCAUCAUCAUCAUUCAUUCAUUCAUUCGAUCGAUCGAGACGAUUUGUGUUUACCAGAUUUUUGGUUUUUGAUUUUUGAUUUCUUUUUUUUAUCAAAAUCACAUAUAAUGAAAGAAACAAUAAUGAUGACGUUGACAUCGAAAUCAUUCAUUUAUGUUGUUGUUGCUGUUCUUCAAUUGAUUAUUGUCGAUGUUAAUUGCGGAUCAUCGAUGUGGUCAAACGAUGAUGAACAACCAAAUAUUUCAUUAUUAGCUCGUGGAUCACAACCAGCAAGAUCUGCAAACAAUUUUGGACAACAAGAUCCACGAAUAUGGCAUUCGAUUAGUCCACAAUAUCAAUUAUCAUCAUCAUCAUCGACAAUUCCAAGAAUGAAACAACGUAUUUUAUUUGAACAUCAAAACAAUGAUGAUCAUGAUGUUGCUGAAAUAGCCGAUUCAUCAAUAAUGAAUCUGGCAUAUCUUUCACGUUCAAAACGAUCAGUUCCAUCAUCUCAACUGCCACCACCGCCAAUGAUGAUGUUACCACCGUUACCACCACCACCGCCGCCGCUUCCGUUUCUUCCGCCGCCACCACCACCACCAGCACCCCAAUCAUCUCCAUCGGCAAUAAUGCCAUAUCCAUGGAUGAUGAUGAUGGGAAAUCAUCAUAGACAAUCAUCACCACAAAUAUCGGAUAAUGUUGCAUCAGAAUCACAGCAACAACAACAACAACAACAAUUACCAGUGGUGGUAGCAGCUACAAAUGAAAUGGAACGUCGUCGUUAUUAUCGUCCACCAAAAUAUCAACAAUAUCCACGUGCAUAUAAUAAUUAUGAUGAUUGUCAAUAUCAUACAAUAGUAAAUGGUGAUUCAGAAAUUGUUUUACGAAAAUUAUUACCAGUACGUUUGGUUGGCCGUACCAUACUACGACAAUGUAUUGAAAAACCAAAUUUCAACGAUCCACGUUAUAAGGUAUUGUUGAAAGGAAAUCAAAAAUCCAGUUUCGGUUCUGUAAGGCUACAAAUGGUACAAUGAAAAAAAAAAAAAAAAAAAGAUCUCGUUAUAAUAAUUAAACAAAAAACUGUGUAGCUGAUCUGUAACAUCAAAUCAUCCAAACUACUUAGCUCCAAAAAGAAACAACAACAACAAAAAAAAAAAAAAGAGUGCCAAACACAACCAUGUGACCGACAUUGAAAACCUUGACCCAAAUUGAAAUUUUCAUUUUCAUACUAAAUUCAAAUUAACCAAUGGAAAAUUGUCAUCAAUUUUGUAAUGCAAAA